Messenger RNA from Prorocentrum cordatum, 2118 nucleotides. Lineage: Eukaryota; Dinophyceae; Prorocentrales; Prorocentraceae. The record is from the annotation of a GenBank genome assembly.
AUGGUCGUCGACGCCGUUCGCGCCACGAAUGAGAUGUAUACUGGUUCGUGCUGCCCGCGACCUACUGGACUUGCGAGCCCCGUGGUUGCCCAGCAGAAGGGUCUGGCGGUGAUCCAGGAGGCCGUCGAUGCCUUCGGAAUGCGCCCGCCCGACCUCGCACCCGCAGGAGCCCUCAAGGAGCUCCGCGUUGCGCAAUCAUACGACCAGGAGUCCGCCGUGAUUGCGCCGGUGGCCUUCGACCGAGUCGAUCUGAUCUCCUUGCCGAGCGUGGGCUCCGAGCCGAAGCCCCUGUCCAUGCUCAUCGGGGGCGACAGCGUGAGCAUCGGUCACCGCCUUCAACAACUACUUCUGCCCCGUGAGCGGGGGCUCGCCCGGGUGGCGGAGCACGCUCCGAAGCGGGUCAGGGCUGGCGAGAUGGGGAUCUCGGUCACCGCCGGCGGGCAGCCCGUGUCGCCAUCGCAGUGGGUGUACCCGUGUUUCAGAUGCCCUCCGAUGGGGUUCAGUCUUAGCCUUUGGCUGUGCCAGACAGUGAACGAGACCGUCUCGCGCCGAGCUGGCUUAGUCAGGCGUCUGCUAUUGCUGCUGCUCGUCAGGUCGAUCAUCAUCUACGUGCAGUGGGUUUGCCUACUCAUGGGGUGGAGCGGUGUGGGCGGGGAGACUUUAGGCUGGGCCUUCGACUCUAACUCGCCCGUGAUCUCGCUCAACCCCCGGCUUAGGUGGAAGUUAUACCCUGGGCUCCAGGAGAUCCUCCGACGUGGGUAUUGUUCGGGGAAGGAGAUGGUGAGGAUUGUCUCGCACAUCACGUCCAGGGUGCUCAUUGGGAGGGAGCUUCUCUCGUGCCUUGGGGCUGUCUACAAGUUUGGGGAGAUAUACCGCAGCCGCGUUGCUAAACUUUGGCCAGUCGUCCGUCGAGAACUUUGUUGGGCCCGGGCUCUCCUCAUCUUCUGCAGCGGGGACCUCGGGCUGCCCUUCGACGCCGCCCCCACCUGCCUGGGCGCGUCGUCCUGGGGCUUCGGGGUCACGCAGCGGGAGGUCACCCUGGAGGCCCGGGCGGGCGUGAUGGCGCUUAAGCACAAACUCCGCUCGAAGAGGUGGCUGCCGUCCGAGUUUAACUCGGCCGACCCGGCGUCGCGGAACCGGCCUGGCGCCAGGCUCAUGAGGCGCCCAGCAGCUGCGCCGGCGACCGCCGACACCAGGAGCCGCAGCCGCCGGGACCGCUCGCAGAGCCUGGCCGCGUUGUCGUGGGGAGACCAGGCAACCCGUCGGGUCGCCCGGAGGCUUGCCUUCCCGGCUGCUGCGAUGACAGCGGCUACCGGCGUGCUGACCUUCUUGGAGACGCAGGCUGUCGGGGAGGCGACUCGCCGGGACUACGAGGCCAGGGUCUCGAAGUUCGAGACGUGGGCGUCCUCGGUCCAGCUGCCGAUCAGCGACGCGACCGAGAUGGACUCAGCGCUGGUGACGUUCUUCAACCAGCUCUCCUUCGACGGCUACCCGCGCGAGGAGGCGACGAAGUACAUGGCGGCGCCGGUGCACUUCCGGGCCGCGCCGGGCAGACUGCAGGUGGCCUUUCCUCGAGCCGCUCGCGCGGCGAAGGGCUGGGCCCGGCUAGUGCCGGCGCGCUCUCGGCUCCCGCUGCCGUGGCCGAUCGCCUGCUUGAUGAUCGGUUGGAUGCUGAACGUCGGCGAGGCGAUCGCGGCCGCGGCGACGGCGGUCUGCUUUGCGCUCUACCUUCGCCCGGCAGAGCUGCUGAGCCUGCAGCGCGAGCAGGUGGCCCCGCCGGCCGAGGGCGCCCCGCCGGGUCAGACCUUCCUCAACUUCUGGUCGCUGGUCCUGCGCCCGAUGGAGAGCCUCCAGCCGUCGAGGACGGGCGUCUACGACGAGGGCCUCCUCCUGGACAGCCCGGAGUUCACCUGGCUGCCGAUGCUGCUCCAGUGCCUCUCAAAGUUCAGGAGCCUCGGCGAGAUCGAGAAGAGAGGGAGGUGGGUGUCGGACUCGCCCCUUCGGCGCUGCACCAAGGGCGGCCGCGUCGCGGAGCAGAUGCGGCGCCCCCCGGUCGCCGAGCAGCGCCGCGCCACGCGCCUGGUCGGCAGCAUUGGCGGGCGCCUCUCCGGCAUCUGA